Molecule: messenger RNA, 2571 nt
Organism: Trypanosoma rangeli
Lineage: Eukaryota; Euglenozoa; Kinetoplastea; Trypanosomatida; Trypanosomatidae
Product: IQ calmodulin-binding protein motif family protein
Exons: 1
Coding region: 1-2571 (856 amino acids)
Molecular function (GO): protein binding
Source: RefSeq, a predicted model, not a curated record
AUGAAGCCGUUGCCACCGCCGCGGUCGGGUGAACGGUGCCCGAAUGCUCGCCGUACACGUCCUACUCUCGUGUCUCGCCCCCCCGUCCCGCAGGAGGGCAUUGCACGCUUGCUUGAACGUAGAGAGCUGCCCGCGGAUGUUGAUCUUGAGAAGCUCUUUAUCAAAAACAAAUCUUUCGGGGCGCGGCGGGCAAAAAUGCAUCCCCACGACGCACGUUUUGCCCAGCCGGUGAUGACGACCCUAUCGCCGUAUAAUCGAAUGAACGGCUUUGUGCUGGACAUUGCGGAGAUCAAAAAGAUACCCGACAAACUCAAUCUGAAGGAUCUUCGGGAAUGGGAGUCUGCUCAGCGGCGUUCUUCAGACCCUUCUUCCGCGUCCGACCCCGCCUCAAUGUUGAGCGACCACCAGGAGAACCUGCCGCCGUCUGGGCGGGAGGAUACAAGGACCUACACGGAGUUGCUCGAUGUCUAUUCAAUGCACGAGUUCAUUAUUCGAAAGGGUGUUACGCUUAGAAGUACGCCUGAAUUUGCGUCUUUUAAACGACGCUACGCCGCAUGUUGGGGCAACGUGGAGCUGGUUAUUCGACGCCUGGAGGAGUUCCUCGUGAGUUACGGCGUAGACCUUGCGUACGUGGAUGGCAGAAAGGUUGCAGCACUUGCCACCUUCCAAGUAGACGACAUUAUUUCUCGAGAGGACAUGCUUCAGUGUUUCGAAAAUCGUGAGGAAUUGGAGCCUCUUACGAGUAAUAUUGCACAAAGAUUCGCGUGCGGCGUCAACGGUCAGCAUCUCGCGGCGCAGAAGAUUCAGGCAACGUGGCGCAUGUACUCCCAACGUGUGGCCUACCGCCACAUACUUGUGGGCAUACAGGCGGCCAUUGUCAUACAACGCUGGUGGAUCCUGUAUAGAUCGCAUUCUCUGACGAAGAAGACUCUGAAGGCCCAACGUGAAAUACGUCUGCUUCGUUGGAAGAAGACUAUGGAAGAGUUCACCGAGCGCUGGCCACAAAUAAAAGAGGAACGGCGAACUAUUGUUCACUUGCCCUCCUUGUCAUACCCGCGGUUCCACGCCAAACAUGUGCCGUUUUACUUUGCACUGCAGAUGGGACAAAUCACGCGGCUGACAGACUUGCGUGAUCCGUUGGUGGAUGUUAUUCUGCUCGCGCCGUUUCGACCAGAGCCGGAGGUGAUGGAAUAUUAUUUUACGCUUCUGGAGGACUCGGGUGUGGUGAAUCCGCGGGGAAGAUUCACACUGUUGGUCCCAGAAAACGCAAAGCGACUUCCCUCUGGUCUCAGCCUCACACGACUGGUGUUGCUUAGUUCGCGUCUUAUGAAAUGCCUAUCGUUACUAUGCAAGAACCGCAACACGUAUGUCGUUCCGGGUGUUAUUGGCGCCGAAGAGCAUUCUUUUGCCAUUGAGUUAAACAUUCCAAUGCUUAGUCCUGAUUCCAAAAUUGCGCAAGCCUUUGGCAGCAAAAGCGGCUGCCAACGUCUCUUAGAUCUGGCGGAACUUCCCAAACUCGUUGGUAUUUACGGCCUGCGUGACCGGAAUGAACUUUUUUCCGCAUUGGCAUCGUUGAUCGUUGAGCACAAAGAGGUUGCUCGAUGGCUUGUGAAAUUGGAGACCGAAUCGUGUAGUCGUGGACAUGCGUACUUUGACGUGAACCGCAUUCGCGUACUGAAGGGUAGUGAUGAAUCGAAGAAGAACUACCACGGCGUGCUGAGAGAGUUGUUAGACCACGCCAACAAGCGGGCACGGUUGGUUUGCUCCAACAGCUACCCGGACUGGGAGUCGUACGCAACGAUGUUUGACACUGUUGGCGGGUGCUUGGAGGCUGUGCCAAACCGAGUUAAGGCAUUUCUGUCCGCUAACCUCUUCGUUGAACCAACGGGUGUAGUGAACCUGCACUCCGUGGUGGAGCCCAUGCUGGCCCCCGCAUUUACCGUGAUGGGGUGUCACUUUCCACUGCAGAAGUCUGUGCCAUAUGCCGCCAUUCGUGACGCCGCCCUUUCCGUUGGCAAAGCGGCUUUCCGGAGGCGCAUCAUGGGCUACAUCUCCGUUGACUUUGUGGUGCAGGACACAGGGGAUGAGACCGCACCGGAGCUCUACGCCGUUGAUGUGGAUCUCCGCCUCACCGAGAACGCCGCCGCCCACAGUUUUGCCUGCCUGAUAACCAACAGCACCUGGUGCGCGGAGACGGGCAGCUGCACAAUAUCCAACACGGAUGGUGGACUAGUUUAUGCGUAUAGCGGCAUCAUUCAUAGUCCAUUCCUCUCAGCGGUGCGGCAGCAGUCAUUUUUUUCUCUUUGCCGCUCGAAGGGACUUUCCUUUGACAGGCAUCGUUGUACGGGUCUUGUGUUUCACUUGGUGGAUGUGCUGCUUCGCGGCUGCGUCGGCGUGCUUUCGGUUGGCACACGGCGGGGCUACGUGACGCGGGUGAUGAAGGACUUCCAGAAUCUGCUGAACCUAGAGCUGCCCAAGCAGAGCGAGCAUUCAGGGGAGAGCAACUUUGUUUACUUUUCUUCUGCCAUCCACCAACUGAUCCGGUCGGUCUCCAUCUCGAAAGAAAUGUAA